Entamoeba nuttalli P19 is the source of this 618-nucleotide messenger RNA. RefSeq lists its product as hypothetical. The transcript has a single exon. NCBI's taxonomy places the organism in Eukaryota, Evosea, Mastigamoebida, Endamoebidae. The coding region runs from base 1 to 618 and encodes 205 amino acids. The record is from RefSeq and is a predicted model, not a curated record.
AUGGAUACUCAAUUAAUUAACAAGAAGCCUCUUAGAAUUUUGAAUAUUAAACAUACACAUAAUAAGAGUCAAAAAUAUAAAAAAACUAAGAAUUAUCAAGUAUAUCAACAAUCGAUAUUCCUAUUAAUUCUAAGUAAAUAUGGAGACAUUUAUUUUGAUAAACCAAUAAAAAGAAGUACUACAACCUCUCAAUUUUUAAAUGUAAAAGAAAUAAGAUUUUCAAAAGAAGAUAUAAUUUCAGUCAAUUCAUUUAUUGAAAAAAGAUGUGAAAAGAGAAUGAAACAAGAAAUAGAAAGUGGUCUUUCACAUGAAACUGCAUUAAGAAGAUAUGAAACUAAUAAAUUUAUAGAAUCCCUUCAUUUUUUGAUUGAUUUAUUAACAGAAUUACAUUUUACAUUAAGUUGUAAAUUGUUUUUAUCAAAGAAUGGAUUAGAACAAAAAGAAACCAUAAAUGAAAUAAGAUAUAACUCUGAAAUUAUAUUUAAUAAAAAUGACAUUCAAAUGAUUGGUGAAAAAGUCAACUCAUAUAUUUCAAAAAUGAUCAGAGAUAAUAAGAGAUUUAUAUUAUUAUCAAAUAAUGAAGAAAUAUCUAAACUAACUUCUUUUCAAAAACCUUAG